Molecule: messenger RNA, 1178 nt
Organism: Spizellomyces punctatus DAOM BR117
Lineage: Eukaryota; Fungi; Chytridiomycota; Chytridiomycetes; Spizellomycetales; Spizellomycetaceae
Exons: 4
Coding region: 46-1104 (352 amino acids)
Biological process (GO): monoatomic cation transport
Molecular function (GO): monoatomic cation transmembrane transporter activity
Source: RefSeq, a predicted model, not a curated record
ACCUGAAGUUUCACCGCGGAACCGCAUUUCUUUGACCAAACUACCAUGUCUUCUUCACGCUUCUUUGGAAAUGACGGUGGUUCAUAUGUAGCACUCAACCCCCUCUCGCGGACAUCACGGUCCCCAUCGCCGCAGUCUGACUUUGACGAUCCACUCGUGUUUGCGACUUUCUCAGGUGCCGAGGCAAAUGCCAGGAGGACACAUACAAAGCACGUACGAAGACGAAGUGCAGAACCCCUCACUAUCAGCACAUCCAAGACCUUUGUACCAUUACGUAGAAGCUUGGAAGUCGAGGAAGAUGGAGAUAUCGAAGAGGACGGUUUGGGACACGACGAAGGGACCGCUGUUGUGUCAUUGCUCACGGGCGCAACCAGUCCACGAAGAUUUGGCUCAGACAGUAGGGAAAAGCGAGGAGCAGAGCAGUUGCCAGAGCAAGAAUUCCUCAAUCUCAUCCUGCAUCAAGCGAAUUUGGAUGACGCACAAGAACUAUGUCGGGCAAGAUUGGAUUAUCUAUUAAAGACGGACGAUGCUCGAAAGCUGCAGAGAACCCCAUUUUACAAAGUUGCCCUUUACCGAUCUCCCGCUAUCCUCACGACCCUACUGCUAGAAAUGCUCGUGGGCGCAAUAGUGUCAAGUUAUGCAGACGUCUUAGAUCGACAUAUCCUACUGACAGCCUUCACACCAGUAUUAUCAAGCAUGUCUGGUAAUAUCGGCCUCCAAGCAUCCACAACCACACUUCGUGCUCUUGCAACGGGCCAUGCAUCAAAUUCUGACUGGCAGGACGUAAUGCGAGUUAUGCUUAAAGAAUUUUUUUCGGCGCUCGUCAUUGCAGUCGUAUCCUGUUUUGCCCUGAUUGGAAUAGGACUAGCGUGGAGUAAAAGCUUGAGUUUUGCAUUAGUGACGGGAUUCAGUAUCUUGAUUAGCUCGUCAUUUGGGGGUAUUGUUGGGUGUCUCGGGCCGAUGUUGUUCAAGAAGUUAGGUGUAGAUCCAGCAUUAACGGCUGGGCCCUUUGAGACUGCCGUUCAGGACAUGGUCGCGUAUUCUGCUUACCUUGGUUUAGCUAGCAAGUUCUUACCAGGACCUGUAAAUACGACGAGCGAUUAGCGCGCAACUGGGACUCUGGUGUUACUACUUUUGCCAGCUUUUUAAAUUAAUUCCAAGGCAAAGACGGUUUUAUC